Messenger RNA from Helianthus annuus (common sunflower), 477 nucleotides. RefSeq lists its product as uncharacterized. Gene Ontology annotation, molecular function: DNA helicase activity. Lineage: Eukaryota; Viridiplantae; Streptophyta; Magnoliopsida; Asterales; Asteraceae. Gene Ontology annotation, biological process: DNA repair; telomere maintenance. The coding region runs from base 1 to 477 and encodes 158 amino acids. The transcript has a single exon. The record is from RefSeq and is a predicted model, not a curated record.
AUGGUCCACAAACAUGCCUUUGAAGCUUUAGAUAGGUCUAUGAAAAAAAAAUCAUUCGGUAAGAGUAUUCGUUCAGAUAUUCCUUUUGGAGGUAAAAUUAUUGUAUUCGGUGGUGACUUUAGACAAAUCCUACCAGUAAUUCCGAAUGGUACUAGACAACAAAUUGUCAAUGCAUCUUUAAGCUAUUCUUAUAUAUGCUCAAAAUGCAAACUAUUAAGGUUGACCAAAAACAUGCGCCUAACUAUUGGAGCUCAAAGUUCUGACAUGGAGUCUAUCAGGAAUUUUGCAAAAUGGUUGCUUGAUAUUGGUGAAGGAAAUGUUGGAGAUGAUAACGAUGGUCAAGCAACUAUAGAGUUACCAGAUGAUCUAUUAAUCACCGAUACUUCUGACCCUAUACAAAGCUUAAUCGACUUCGUAUACCCUUCAAUUAUGCAACAAUUUAGGAUUCCUAGAUUUUUUCUGAGAGAGCAACUUUAG